Molecule: messenger RNA, 2256 nt
Organism: Scomber scombrus (Atlantic mackerel)
Lineage: Eukaryota; Metazoa; Chordata; Actinopteri; Scombriformes; Scombridae
Gene: ankdd1a
Product: ankyrin repeat and death domain containing 1A
Exons: 15
Coding region: 23-1549 (508 amino acids)
Biological process (GO): signal transduction
Molecular function (GO): protein binding
Source: RefSeq, a predicted model, not a curated record
GGAGUCAGAGGUGCCUUUAAAGAUGGAGGACGACCUGGCGUCUGAAGAUGAUGUCUUGCUCUGGUCAGAAAAGGACUUCCACGAUGCUGCAAAGAGGAAUGACACAGGGAGAAUGCAGGAUCUGCUCAAGAAGGGUGUGGACGUUAAAGCCAAAAACAAAAUAGAUCGUAAAGCACUGCACUGGGCAGCAGGAGCUGGGAAUGAACAGGCUUUACGUCUCCUACUGGACCAUGACACUGAAGUUGAUGAGAGGGACAUUUUUGGCAUGAAUGCUCUGCUUCUGGCGUCAUGGUUCGGUCACCUAAAGAUCCUACAGAUCCUAGUGUCCUGCGGAGCAAAACUCAACUGUGAGAACAAAGAUGGUCUGAGCAUGCUGCACUGCGCUGCCCAGCGAGGCCACAUCACAGUGUUGGAGUUCAUCAUGGAGGACCUGGAGGACAUCUCUCUGGACAGAGUGGAUAAGUCGGGGAGGACAGCUCUCCACCUGGCUGCCGAACAUGGACAACUUGAAGUGGUGGACUUUCUGAUUGGAAUGGGGUGCACUCAUAGUUUGAAGGACAAGGAAGAGAACACAGCCGUGCAUCUGGCAGCGCAGCAUGGCCACACAGAAGUCCUGCAGAAGAUCAUGGAGACUGGAGUGGAUGUGGAUGAGCGGAACAUGAACGGUCUCACAGCUUUGCACCUGGCAGCUGAUGGAGGUCACUACGUAUGUGUCAGACUGCUGCUGGAGUCCGGCUGUAAUAUCAACGCACUCACUAAUAGGAAUAUGAACGCUCUCCAUUACGCGGCUCAGCAUGGCUUUGACAGAGAGGCCGGUCUGCUGGUGGAGGCAGGAAUCAACAUACAUGCUUCAGACAAUCAACAGAACACACCUCUCCACCUGGCCACCUUCAACAAUCACAUAGAGGUUGUACGGCUGCUGAUAGAUGCUGACUGUGACCUGGAUAUAGCUGACAACAGACAACAGACCGCUUUGCACAUAGCAGCAGAGCAUGGCUGGCAGGACAUGGCUGAGAUGAUGCUAGUUUCAGGCGUCAACUUGAAUCUGACUGAUAAGCAGGGGAAAACCUGUCUGGAGGUGGCAGCAAGAGGAAACCAUGUCAUCCUUGUUGACAUGAUCAUCAAAGCUGACCGUUUUUAUAAGUGGGAGAAGGAUCACAUGGGCAGUGAGCAGGACUCCUGGGUGGGGAGGCAGCUGAGCUUCAAGCAGGACCACCAGCCAGAGACACAACACCUCCGCUCUGUCCUGUGGAGCCUGGCCACCAAACACCUCUGCCGCGGAGAAUGGAAGAUUCUGGCACAACACUGGAACUUCAGUGAUGCUCAUAUGCGAGCUAUAGAACAACAGUGGACAGGUAUGAAAAGCUUCAAGGAGCACGGCCACCGAAUGCUGUUAAUCUGGCUUCAUGGAGUGGUGAUGGCGGGGGAGAACCCGACCAAAGGCCUCUAUGAGGGGCUGGUGGAGAUCUCCAGGACAGACUUGGCAGAGUGCAUCCGGCAUAAGGCAAACGCAGAAAGCAGCUCUCCUAAAAUGUGCUCUGCUAUGUGAUCAACACUGUGAACACAACUAAUGCAAGGUGUCAGUUCACAUCUGAACUGUAUUUAACUGGAGAUGCCCACAGCUGAGCCAAUGAGAUGAUAGGUUUGUAAUGUCCACGGCAUGACCUGUCUGCAUAUUCACAUGUUCAACAUACUGUGAUUGUUCUGGAUUUGGUUCACAGAGCAUAUUUUCUUUUAAGGUUAGGAAAAUGAUUGGUUGUAAACCUGUAGGAUAUGUAUUCAUGCAUGCUGUGAACACAUGUUAUCAUUAUUAUUAUUUAAAUAUAUAUUCUUGGACAUUUUUGCCUUUAAUUGACAGCUGAUACUGAAGAAGCAGACAGGACACAAGGGGGACAGAAAGAGGCAACAAAGGUCAUUCAGUCUAAUGUACUGUACUCAUAGUGUACUGUAUACUGUACUUUAAAGCACAUUAUAGUAGUAACACACAGAAGAUUUAACAUGCCUUAAUCAAAAGUCCAUCCUCCUCAUUAAAAGAGAACUCCACCAAUUUAGUAGUGCACUCCUAUAACACUGUCAGACUUAUGAUGGACAGUUAAAAUUAAUAUAUUUAAGAUAACUGGAUACCGAUUCAAAGAUGGACCCCCAUUAAUUCCUGUGAAAGUUGCUCAUAGCAGCAUAUAGCCAAAAAAAAGGCUUCCUCAAGUUUCCCUGUUUUCUAGAGAAUGCCCACUGGCUGAGCCGGCUUCCCGUUAGCUC